CAGCGAGAGUUCGACUGAAGUCUCGCCCUUCGCCAGGCAGUUUUGAGGACACAGACAGGGGUUGUAUUUUGAGAACAGUAUUUCCAUGAAAAAUGGGGAACAUGAUGUAUGCAUACGUUUCGCAUCCAGACACAGCCCCUAACAUCAGCAAACCUCCAUCAUUUGAUCCCCUUAUUGGAUUUGAAAACGGGCGGAAAGAAAGAACUGUCAAGGCAACAAGGGAGGAGUUAGAUCAGGCAAGGAUACCUCUAGAGAAACGGGACUACUGUGUAGAUGACUUCAUGGCUUUCAUGAAGUGCAGAGAUGGCAACUUCCCAUUUGUUCUAUCAAAGUGUUCUCAUGAGAAGCAUGUGUAUGAGGAGUGUGAAUACCAGGAUUUUGUCUUGAGGAUGAAGGAAUAUGAGAGAGAAAAGAGAUUGUUGGAAAGACAGAAGAGGAUACAACAGAAAGAUGCAGCAGAGGAACUAGGAGAUUGAUGCUCAGGGAGGGCAUCUAUUUUAUGAACUGUACAUACAGGAUAUAUCCAAGUGUAUACAUGAGACUGUGUGUAGAUUGUCAGAUCCAGGCACUCUGUGUUACAUGUGGACAUGAUGCAGAGAAACUGGAUAGCAUUUUUGAUUUCAUUCAGUGCUGUUAAAUAUAUUAUUUUGAACUUA
Haliotis rufescens (red abalone) is the source of this 656-nucleotide messenger RNA. RefSeq names its product NADH dehydrogenase [ubiquinone] 1 beta subcomplex subunit 7-like. Gene Ontology annotation, cellular component: mitochondrion. Bases 93 to 476 code for a protein of 127 amino acids. The transcript is spliced from 3 exons. NCBI's taxonomy places the organism in Eukaryota, Metazoa, Mollusca, Gastropoda, Lepetellida, Haliotidae. The record is from RefSeq and is a predicted model, not a curated record.